This is a messenger RNA of Penicillium pulvis, 1548 nucleotides long. RefSeq names its product putative MFS transporter. Gene Ontology annotation, molecular function: transmembrane transporter activity. Bases 1 to 1548 code for a protein of 515 amino acids. Gene Ontology annotation, biological process: transmembrane transport. Gene Ontology annotation, cellular component: membrane. NCBI's taxonomy places the organism in Eukaryota, Fungi, Ascomycota, Eurotiomycetes, Eurotiales, Aspergillaceae. The transcript is spliced from 3 exons. The record is from RefSeq and is a predicted model, not a curated record.
AUGAAUAGCACGGACUAUGCCUUCAGGCCGGAGACCGUCGUUCCAGCCGGAGCGGUGGACAAGGCCUCGGUUUCACACGAGGAAGCUAUCUACAGGGCCUCGCUCACCGAAGAGGAGAAGGUCAUUGAGCGCAAAUUGCGCGUUCGAAUUGACUCAUUGAUUAUGCCCCUGGUUGUACUGGUGUAUUUGUUGAAUUACAUUGACCGCAAUAAUUAUGCUGCCGCAAAGCUUCAAGGCCUCACAGAGGAGCUUCAUCUCACGGACACACAAUACCAAACUGGUUUAUCAAUUCUUUUCGUUGCCUAUAUCCUCAUGCAAGUCCCGAGUAACUUGCUUCUCAACUACAUGGGUCGGCCGUCUUUCUACUUGGGAUUUUUCGUUUGUGCAUGGGGUCUCGUGUCAGCUCUGACGAGCCAGGUCAAGAGUUAUGGUGGCAUUGUAGCGUGUCGCUUUCUGUUGGGACUGGUCGAGGCCCCCUUCUUCGCCGGCGUGCUCUUCUACCUAUCGAAGUGGUAUACGAAGAACGAAUUGGCAUUCCGAAUGAGCAUCUUCUACUCUGGAUCUUUGCUUAGUGGUGCUUUUGGAAACCUCAUCGCCGCUGGAAUUCUCAGCGGUCUUAAGGGAAAGCGUGGCAUGUCGGCAUGGCAAUGGCUGUAUAUCAUCGAAGGUUCCAUUACCGUCUGUGUCGGACUCGUGAUUAUCUGCAUCCUCCCCGACUUCCCGGAGACAUGGAAAUUGUUAACGCCCGAGAUGCGUCGCGUCGCUGAGCGACGCCUUGCAAUCGAAGCAGCUGAAGCGGACGUAGAUGAACAGGGCGGAAUGAGCCAGCUGAAAGGCUUGAAGUUGGCGAUGACAGAUAUCAAGACAUACGUUCUAGCUCUCGGUUACAUGUGCAUCACCGGAGCAGCUGGCUUCCAAAACUUCUUCCCAACAUUGGUCAAGACCCUCGGCUACAGUGACACCAUUUCCCUCCUCUUGGUAGCACCACCAUACAUCUUCAUGGUCUUCUACAGUCUCACCCACUCCUGGCUGUCAGACAAGAUGGAAGUCCGGUUCUGGUUCUUCGUCUACCCGAUUGUGGCCACCAUCGUCGGCUUUGUCAUUUUCAUGACUGUCGGGUCUUUUGGCCCCCGAUACUUCUCCAUGUUCUUGAUGGUUUUCGUAUUUGCCCAAAACGGCACCCUCUACUCCUGGAUUGCCAAUGCCAUCCCUCGACCUCCUGCUAAGCGUGCGGCGGCUUAUGCUUUCAUCAAUUCAAUUGGCAACUCGGCUAGUAUCUGGACACCAUACACCUACAUUGCCACCGAGGCGCCAUACUAUCGAACCGCAUUGGGUGUCUGUAUUGGUCUCCAAACUCUUGGCGGCUUGUGUGGUUUGUUUAUGUAUCUCAACCUGCGCAUGCUCAACAAGCGACAAGAACGCUUGGAGAACGAGGAUCACCAGCUUACUGACAAAGAGCUGCGUCGGCUUCAAGUCACUGCGGACUUUGAGGGAAUUGAUCUUGCUUCUGCACGACAGUUGCAGAAGGGAUUCCGGUACAUUCUAUAG